AUGAAUGAUUCGCCGUCUUCACGGUUCCUCUCGCCUGAUUCAGCUGUAGGUAUCCAUCACACCCGUGCGAGAUCAUUUAAAAGUCGUUCCCGGACUCGCGACAUUGAAGAUUCGGACUACUGUGAACGUCCGCGAAGGAACAGCAUGCCUUCCCGAGCGCGACAUCAAAUCCUUUCGUCGUCCUUCAAUGACUUAUUUGACAAUACAGAGAAUGAACAACCUCAAAGUUUGAGGAGGGUCAGGUCCUUUAAAACUACCUCCAGAGGAGUAGUUAAUCGUGGUGAUAGUUAUAAAAAGAAAUCUUCCAAGGAUGUUUUAGCUUCGGGAGUUACUAUACGUGAUGAAAACCCGGAACUCCAAAAUCUUGACAACCAUAGUAACAGAUCGACCCCAAAGAUAUCCACGUCGACUUGUAGUGAUGAUAUCCCAAAGUAUUACCAGGUGGUUGUCUUGGGGUCAGAUGGGGUCGGGAAGACGGCCCUUACUGACCAGUUUAUGACGUCAGAGUAUAUAGGGCCCACCGACACCGGAAGUAUUGAUCUUGAAGAAGACAAGAUGAUAACGGUAUUGCUGGAUGGUGAGGAAUCAACACUUGUAUUCUGUGAUCGUCCGGAGGAGGUCGACCUUGAUGAAACGCAAGUCGAUGCGUUUUUGGUUGUAUACUCAACCAAUGACAGACGAACAUUUGAGGCAGCCAGUGACCUGCUGUACCAGCUCCGGCACGAGGUAGCCACGGACCGAGCAAUUAUCCUCGUGGCAAACAAAAUAGAUUUGGCGCGAAAACGUCAAGUCAGUGCCGAUGAGGCUCGGUCUAUUGCCGUCAAAUUAGACUGUAAGUAUGCCGAGACAUCAGCGGCCUUAAACCACCAUGUGGACGAGCUUCUAGUCGGCAUAUUAAAACAAAUUAGACUCAAACUUUCACACGAUUCAUUAGGAGAAGAGGAAACCAAAAAAGGCAAAGAAAGGAAAGGUUCCUUCAAAGCUGCUAAAGGUUUACUCCACAAACUGUUUAGAAAGAGCAGUAGGAAGGAACGGUCAUGUGACAACCUCCAUCAAUUAUAG
Molecule: messenger RNA, 1062 nt
Organism: Ylistrum balloti
Lineage: Eukaryota; Metazoa; Mollusca; Bivalvia; Pectinida; Pectinidae
Product: GTP-binding protein GEM-like
Exons: 4
Coding region: 1-1062 (353 amino acids)
Cellular component (GO): plasma membrane
Molecular function (GO): GTPase activity; calcium channel regulator activity; GTP binding
Source: RefSeq, a predicted model, not a curated record